Messenger RNA from Eurytemora carolleeae, 2185 nucleotides. RefSeq names its product kynureninase. The record is from RefSeq and is a predicted model, not a curated record. Gene Ontology annotation, cellular component: cytoplasm. The coding region runs from base 373 to 1722 and encodes 449 amino acids. Gene Ontology annotation, molecular function: kynureninase activity; pyridoxal phosphate binding. The transcript has 11 exons. Lineage: Eukaryota; Metazoa; Arthropoda; Copepoda; Calanoida; Temoridae. Gene Ontology annotation, biological process: NAD+ biosynthetic process.
AAAGGUUGUUUAGUUGUUUCUGAAGUCUCAUCCUUUGUGGGUAACAUGCAGAAAUAACUAGUUUAAAUUAUGUGUAAUUUCACAAAAACUAAACAAAUUCUGCAGUUACAGUUUGCAUUUGACAGUGCAAUCCUUAAAUGGAAUUUGUAUAAUAGAAUUGAGUCUUUGCCACAAACUCUGAUUUUCUAAUCUCAACAUCUUAGCAAUCCAAUGUUUAAGAUCUUAGAUAUUUCAAACUAUGAAUUCUGUUAGACCAAAUACUCUAAGUUUAAGAUGUUAAAUGAGCACACUAUCAGGAUGCAAAGAUACAGGGAUGAGAAAAUUUGAAUUUAUGGCAAAGGCAUAAUUCCUUCAGGGACCUAAAGUUUAAAAAUGUCUACGCCUAAAGCUGCACUUGAGAAGAUAGGUGCUCCCCUGGGUGUUAGUAUUGACUCCCUGGAUUUUGCUGAACUAAUGGAUAAACAGGAUGUGUUGGCGGAGACAAGGAAGCUCUUCGUUAUUCCUAAACUUGGAACUAUUCCUUGCGAGACUAUCGGAGAUCCGGAGCAGGAUUGUGUUUAUCUCCUUGGGAACAGUCUUGGCCUUAAACCUAGAAAAGCAGAUAAGUAUAUGGCUGAACAGUUGGAUGCCUGGGGAAAUAAGGGCAUUUUCAUGCACACUAGUGGUAGAGUACCAGCAGCAUACGCUGACGACCAGCCAGCUAAACAUAUUAUAGCCAGUAUUGUUGGAGCAGCUGAUGAAUCUGAGGUUGGAAUAAUGAACGGGUUGACCGUCAACCUUCAUCUUCUUAUGCUGGCCUUCUAUAAACCCCAGGGAACCAGGAACAAGAUUAUUAUUGAAGAUCAUGCUUUUCCAUCAGACAGAUAUGCUGUUAAAUCCCUGAUGAGGGUCCUGGGAGUGUCUGAGGAUCAGUUGAUUAUGCUCCGGCCCCGGGAGGGAGAGUAUAUUCUCCAGACUCAAGAUAUACUCAAGGUUAUCGAGGUUGAGAAGGAUAAUCUUGCUCUGAUUAUGCUUCCUGGAGUUCAGUAUUAUACAGGACAGAAACUUGACAUGGAGGCUAUAACAAGGGUUGCAGUUGACCUGGAUAUAAGGAUAGGAUGGGAUCUAGCUCAUGCAGUUGGUAAUAUACAACUCAAGAUGCAUGAGUGGGGAGCAGAUUUUGCAGUUUGGUGUUCAUACAAGUACUUGAACUCCGGAGCUGGAGGUAUAUCUGGAGUUUUCUUUCAUAAUAAACAUCAUAACAAUCCUCCAUCUCAUCUACAGGGCUGGUGGAGCAAUAAACAGGAGACACGAUUCGAGAUGAGAGAGAUAAUCGAUGCAAGUGUCGGAGCUGAAACAUUUAGGUUGUGUAAUCCUCCUCCUUGGUUAGCUGCUCUUCAUCUUGCAAGCCUAGAGAUAUUCAAGGAGGUGGGGAUGAAGAAAAUAUUAGAAAAGCAGUUCCUGCUCACUGGAUACCUAGAGCACCUUCUAACCUUGAAAUUCUCGGAUAAAUUGGAGAUUUUAACGCCUAAGAAUCCUGCUGAGAGAGGUUGUCAGUUGUCUCUUGUAUUUAGAACUAAGGUUGAGAAGGUGUUUGCUCGGCUCCAGGAGAAAGGUGUUAUCUGUGACCUGAGAGGUCAGGUGAUGAGGGUUGCUCCGGUACCAUUGUACAACACGUACAAGGACGUGUACAUGUUUACAAGAAUACUUGGAGAAACGUUGUCAGCACAAAAUGUUUUGUAAGGGUUGCUAACAGAGGGUGAGGCUUUAACGAAACCCCUAAAAUACUUUCUCACGUCCUGCAAUCUUACAGCUGCAAUAAACCGUGAAGUUAACAUGAAUAAUGAUUAUCUACAACUACUUACAGGGAAGUUAAUGGAAUUUUACUUAACCAAGGUUUCCCCAGACCAAGUUUGUCUACAAAACAUCCAGAGCGUAGCGUAAUUAAAAGUAAAAUUUCUAUUUUCCCGAAAAAUUAAUUGUACACAAUUAUAUCGUCUUUCAUGGAGAAAUGCGCGAAUUUUGUCAUGACAAUUUUGCAGAGUGGGAGGCUAUUUUAACAUCCCGCUGUUGAGGGAAUCAUGGGUCGUUAAAGUUGGUUCAAAGGCGUUAAAAAAUAUCAUUCUUUGUGGGUUUCCCUGUAUAGUGUCUAGCUAUGUAUAUUCGAACAGGGUUGGAUUUAUAUAAAUAAAUAGAAUUCUUGUUU